GUGGGUUUCGGCGCCGGAGGAGGUGAGGGGUGGGUCUGCCUGCCGCAUAGCGAUGGAGGGCUUGAUUUCCCCACCACCCCUCGGUCAUCCUUUUCCUGAUUCUGUUUUUAUUUCUUCCACGGGGCGAGCGCUCGGGGAGCCGGCGGGGGCCGCUCGGCGGCGGCUCCCCGCGUGCUCGGGGAGGUGGAGCAGCCCACGGAGCGCCGCGUCCCCGCCGCUCCCGCAGCAUCAGCCGCAGGCGGCUCCCGGAACGCGGCCAGCCUCCCGCAAUCCUCCGUGGGCAGCCGCAUCGGAUCCCCGCUGCCGGGCUAGGGGGGCUUCACCCCGGGACACCCCCCCAAAAGAGGUUUAGGGUUUUGGGGGGGGGGGGGGGGGGUGGUCGCGCCGCGGGCGAGAAGAGGCCGGGAUUUAGCGGAGCGGAGAUGCUGCCCUGGCGCCGGAGCAAGUUCGUGCUGGUGGAAAAUGAACGUAAGUGCAAAGGCAAGAGCCUGGGGCCGGGGCUGAGCUACGCGGCGCUGCUGGCCGGGUUCCUCCGCUCCUGCCCGGACCUGCUGCCCGAGUGCCCGCUGGAGCGCCUGGGCAGCGUUUUCCGCGGCAAGCGGCAGAAAGUGGAGCUCAACAAGGAGGACCCGACGUACACGGUGCGGUACCUGGGCAACGCCGUCACCCUGCACGCCAAGGGCGAGGGCUGCACCGAGGAGGCGGUGGGCAAGAUCUGGGCCAAGAGCGAGGCGGGCGCCGGCGGGGCCAAGAUGAAGCUGACGCUGGGCCCUCACGGCAUCCGCAUGACGCCCUGCGAGAAGGGAGCCCGCCGGCCGGGCCACGCGUACCUGCUGCACCGCAUCACCUACUGCGCCGCCGACCGCCGGCACCCCAAGGUGUUCGCCUGGGUGUACCGGCACCAGGUGAAGAACAAGGCGGUGGUGCUGCGCUGCCACGCCGUGCUGGUCUCCAAGGCCGACAAGGCGCGCGCCAUGGCCUUGCUGCUCUACCAGACCUCGGCCUCGGCCUUCAACGAGUUCAAGCGCCUGAAGAGACAGAGCGAUUUCCGCCAUGUGCAGCAGCAGCUGCUGGGCGACGCCUUCGUGCCCUUGGUGCCGCUCCGCCGGCUGCUCAACGCCAAGUGUCCCUACCGCCCGCCGGCCGAGCGGGCCCGCUGCGCCCCUCGCCUCAGCUCCAUCCUGGAGGAGGAGGAGGAGGAGGCCUUCGGCGCCGCCACGACGCCUUUGGGGGACGCCGAGCGAGCGGCCGUGCUGCGGCUGGCCAGCGACAUGAGGGGCUGCAGCCUGCGCGGGCCGCGGGCCGCCGUGUGCUGAGGCGCCCUCGCUGCGCCCCAAAGCGCUGCUGGACCCUCCUCGGGGAUCAAUCUGGACCCUCCUCGGGGAUCAAGCCGGACCCUCCUCGGGGAUCAAGCCGGACCCUCCUCGGGGAUCAAGCCGGACCCUCCUCGGGGAUCAAGCCGGACCCUCCUCGGGGAUCAAGCUGGACCCUCCUCGGGGAUCAAUCUGGACCCUCCUCGGGGAUCAAGCUGGAUCCUCCUCGGGGAUCAAGCUGGACAAGACGGCGGCUCCCUUUGCAGGAAGACCCGUGCUGAGGGUGGGUUUGCACCCCAGGGACCCCCCCACCCCGCCCGGCCCUGCACAUGAACCUGCUCUCGUGCCUCCUCCGCAGCGGCCGUGAUAAUAAAAUUAAUGUGUGUUUUC
Parus major (Great Tit) is the source of this 1703-nucleotide messenger RNA. It is a transcript of the gene FAM43B, whose product is annotated as family with sequence similarity 43 member B. NCBI's taxonomy places the organism in Eukaryota, Metazoa, Chordata, Aves, Passeriformes, Paridae. The transcript has a single exon. The record is from RefSeq and is a predicted model, not a curated record. The coding region runs from base 423 to 1316 and encodes 297 amino acids.